This is a messenger RNA of Linum trigynum, 4857 nucleotides long. The record is from the annotation of a GenBank genome assembly. NCBI's taxonomy places the organism in Eukaryota, Viridiplantae, Streptophyta, Magnoliopsida, Malpighiales, Linaceae.
GAAGCAGCUGUUAGUUUGUUGCUUUCCACUCCUCCAGAGAGCAACUACUUCUACUCGAAUGCCCUACGUGCAGUGGCUCUUUCUUCUGCUGUGUCCAAGUCUCUCCUUGAACUUGCAGUCAAGGUGAGAGCUAGUGUCUUUGGAGCUGCAUAGACCCACGGAGAAAUAAACUUCAAUGUAACUUUUCAGUGACGCUAUGCUAUCGUAUGAUCAUCUUAGGUUGUUGCAGCCAACAUGGUCAGGACUGACAGAUCACUCUCUGGUACUCAUCUACUUUGUGCUGUUGGAAGGCAUCAAGAAGCAUGUUCACAGGUUUAGUUCUAUUUGCUUAUCAUCUCUUGUACAUUCACGUCAUCUUAUUCCUCGGUCUCUUGUUCACCGAAUUGAAAAGGCAGAACGCACGAGAAAGUAAGUAGGCAAACAUUUCAGCUCUGGGAGAGCACUGAAUAUCGUAUAUACACCUCUGUACAUUACUCGUGCAGCUGCAAGAUGCUGGGUGCUGGACUGAUGCUGCAACUCUGGCAGCUACUCAUUUGAAAGGAUCAGAUUAUGCAAGGGUGCUGCAGAGGUGGGCAGGCCAUGUUCUUCACACGGAGCAUAAUGUCUGGAGGUAAACACUACUUUUUUAUCUCGUUUCACAGCUUCGUUGGUUGGCCAUCUCCGCGGAUAACUUUCCUCGACUAUAUCACGAGCCUUCUUUACUAUAAUGUAGGGCACUUAUACUAUACGUUGCUGCCGGUGCUUUGCCCGAGGCUUUGGCAGCACUCCGCGAGGCGCACCAACCCGAUACAGCUGCCAUGUUCAUCCUCGCCUGCCGUGAAAUCCACUCCGAAAUCCUCUCGAAUUCAGAGGAAGAACUAGAUGGUCCGUCAGUCAAGGAUCCGCCGCCUAACUUGCCCGGUUUGGACCCAGAGAACGAAGAUGUUUUGGUCGUCGGUGAAUACUUCGGACAGUACCAAAGGAAACUGGUGCAUCUCUGUAUGGAUUCUCAGCCAUAUUAUGACUAAAUCUCUCGGCCCUUCUCUUCAAAUGCCGAGGACCAACUCCCCAUCGGGUGGUUAAAAGUGGCCACCAACGAACCAUUACUACUAGAAGCAGCAACUGAUGCGAGAUUCAUCGCUAUCAACGGCAGCAAACGUUCCUGCUGCAAAUCUCUCAUUGUUGCCAGUGUACUACGGCUGCCACCGAAGUUUUUGCAGGUAGAUCGCCAUUUCGACAUAAUAUUAUGACGAAAAGGUAAAUUUUUUUAUAGCUUCAUUCUUUUUGCAACAACGAAGGGGUUGUUGCGAUUGGCUUUUGUGUAUUUUUCUUUUCCCCUGCUAAGACCAAUUUUGUGAGAUGGUUCCAAUAUGAUGCUGUAUUGUGGCGCGAAAAUUUGAGAAUUUAUAAUCUUGUACUAGAUCUGGGCUCCCGCCAAUUGUAAAAUGGGCCUUCUAGCCCACUUUCGGCCCAUCUUCAUCACCCCAACAGAUUAGGAUUCUUUCUUUCCUAUUCCGAAUCCGAAUCUGAAUUCCUUCACCGGCUAUAUAAAGCUUCUAGUAAUUGCCUAUUUCCAUUAGCUACACACAUUCUCCAUAGAGAAGUCAGAAAUCACAGUUCCGUUCUUCUCUCUCGCGAUUCGCCGCCGAUCGAAGAUGCAGAAGGCUACGCUACAAGCUCUCUACAUCCCGCCUUUCAAACUAGCCGCAGCGAAGAAUUCCGGCGGCCGGAGCGACGACGAAGCCUACCAGAGACUCGCCUGGGAAGCUCUGAAGAAGAGCAUCAACGGCCUGAUCAACAAGGUCAACUCGUCGAACAUCGGCAACGUCAUCCCGGAGCUCUUCGCCGAGGACCUAAUUCGCGGCGCCGGCCUCCUGUGUCGAUCCUGCCUCAGGUCGCAGAUGGCCUCCCCGUGCUUCACCGACGUGUUCGCCGCGGUGAUCGCCGUCGUCAACUCCCGGAUCCCGGAGAUCGGAGAGCUCCUCCUGAAGCGGAUCGUCUGGCAGCUCAACAAAUCUCUCCGCUGCAACGACAAGCCACGGCUCCUCGCGCUUGCGAAGUUCGUCGCGCACCUCGUCAACCAGCGAGUCGCGCACCACACACUCGCACUCGAGCUGCUCCACCGCCUGCUCGAAAACCCUAGCGACGACGGCGUCGAGCUCGCGGUCGCCUUCCUGAUGGAAUGCGGAGCGCUCCUUCACGACCUCUCGCCGAGAGGACUGGCCGCGUGUUUCGAUCGAUUGCGCGACGUCCUGCACGAGGGGGAGAUCGACAAGCGAGUGCAGUUUCUGAUCGAAGGCCUGUUCGCAAUUCGAAAGGCGAAUUUCAGAGGUUACCCUGCGAUUCGGCCCGAGCUGGAUCUCUUGGAGGAUGACCAGCAACUCACUCAUGAUGUUUCUCUCGACGAUUCGGGCGUCGAUCCGGAGCUAGGUCGGAAUGUGUUCAAAUUCGACCCCGACUAUGCUCUACAUGAGUCCCAAUUCGAAGCGAAAAAGAAGAGCAUUCUCGGCGAUCAGGACGAAGAAGAAGAAGAAGAAACAUCCACCGGUUCAGAAUCUGAAUCCGACGAAUCGGAAGAAGAAGAUGAUCUCGAGAUCAAGGACAAGACCGAGACAGAAGCAGUGGAGCUCCGUCGGACCAUCUACCUGACGAUCAUGAACAGCCUGAGAUUCGAGGAGCUUGGACACAAGCUGCUCUCCCUAAACAUUGCACCAGGGCAGGAGCUGGAGAUUUGCAGGAUGCUAGUAGAGGCUUGUGCACAGGAGAAGACCUACAACCGGAUUUACGGUCUCGUAGCCCAGCGGCUCUCCAUGAUUCGCCUAGCCUAUCGGGCGAAUUUCGAGAAGUGCUUCGCGGAGCAGUACUCGACGAGCCACCGUCUGGAGACAAACAAGUUGAGAAAUGUGGCCACAUUGUUCGCGCACUUGAUUGCAACUGAAGCAUUGCCGUGGGAUGUUUUGGGAUAUGUUCGGCUGUCCGAGGAGGACACGAACUCGUCGUCGAGGAUCUUUGUGAAGUAUCUGUUUCAGGAGAUGUCGGAGCAGCUGGGGAUUCGGAAGCUGAACGAGAGGCUGACAGAGAAUGCUGCUGUGCUGGGGGACUCGAUUUUUCCGAAGGAUAGUACGAGGAACGCGAGGUUCUCGAUCAACUUCUUUACGCAGAUAGGGCUUGGUGGGUUGACUGAAGGGAUGAGGGAGCAUCUGAAGGAGAUGGAAAGAGUUGCCAAGGAAGAUCGAGAGAAGAAGCUUGGUGGUUCGGAAUCGGAGGUGGAAGAGUCGAGCUCCGAUGAUGAAGGUAGAGAUAGAAAGAGGAGGCGAAGAAAGAGCGACGGAAGAGACAGGAAAAGAAGUAGGAGAGGUUGAAGAAUGCAGCAGCCGAUCAGACAAACAGACAUUUUUUCUGCAACUUGUAAAUAUGUUACAGUCACACUCACCGAAGGAAAUUGUUUCAACAACAUGUUUUUUCAUUCGAUUCUAACAAUGUUCUUUUCCAAUUUCAAUUUCGAAUUUUAAAUCCGCAAUAACUUCUCAUUCUCGUCGAUAUUCUUAAAAUAAAUCUCGAAUAAUCAAACUACAUGCUCAUUUCUUCUUGAAUAGGUAAAGCGCCACCAGCCAUUCUUCGCCAUUGUUGUACCUAAAGAGCUCUGCCACUGCCAUGAAGAACGUUCGCCAGUAGACAGUCCACUUCACAGCCUGAUCCUUGCCGUAGGUGGACUCCAUUAUCGGCUUGAUGGAACCCAUGUUCUUGUCCAUCCUUUUCAGCCACUCCUCACUGCAAGCAUUCAGUACGGUAUCGAUUAGCAUUCGGUACAAUGUUGGAGGAGAAAGCUAAGCAAAUCAGUUCUGGGUAUUCUAUGUAAGAAAAUUCUCAGACAGUUGCAUAUCCUCACCUUGUCUGUGCAUAAUGAUUUCCAUUCACAAGCCACUGAUCUACAACUGAGACAUCAUCCUACACGCAUGUACGUUUCAACUCGGUGAGAAGUAAGGCAACUAUAGUAUCAAGUAGGGUUGCCUAAACCGCGACCUGAUUAGAGAGAUGGAUCGAAAUUUCACCUGGAAAUAGAGCAAGAGAUUAGCAGAAGGCAUUGUGCCUCCACUGAAGAAGUACCUAGCUAGCCAAUCCUCCUCUUGAUUGUCCUGAACAAAAACAAGCAGAAACUCGUGUUUGUAACCGCAAAUCAGAGCCCACCACACUCAGCAAACUUGGGUUCAAAGCCAUAGGUACCUCAAAAUGAUAUGGAAACACCUUGUGGCAGAAGUGAUGAACGAAAAGGCGGCCAUCUUGUUUCAUCCACUUGGAUAUCUUUCCCAGCAGAUCUCUGUAGUUCUUCAUAUGCUGUUUUGCACAACAGUACAGUUAACAAAUCUAUGAUCUCCUGACAAAGCAGGGACAAAGGGCACUACAUUACCUCAAACAUCUCGAUCGAGUAUAUUCGAUCAAAGGAAGCCUCCAUUUCAAACUUGCUAAUAUCAGCAACAUGUAUCUCUACAUUCUGCAACUGGCGAUCCCUAUCGAAAACCGAAAAGAAACAAAAGCGGGGAAACCUUAAAUAAACCUGAAUUUCCUCCCUUUCUUGAUGGCAUGGUUACACGUCGAUAACAAGGUUGGAGAUCGAACAGUAUAGCAUACCGACAUUGGUCCUCGAUGAACGCUUUCUGAGUCGUGGAAUUGCAGAUCCCAGUGACCUUACAGUUACUGUACUUGGAUGCAAUGUAGAGGACGAGCGAACCCCAACCGCACCCGAUAUCAAGCACUGUCUGUCCAUCUUUCAGCUCCGACCUCUCGCAGUACAGUUCCAGCAUUGCCGCCUCAGCAUCCUCCAGUGUACUUCCCUUGUCAGAGAAAUAGCAGCAACUGCAAGAAAAGCAAAAUAGUUAA